ACUUUUUUCUUCUCUUCCAAUCAGAUUUUGGAAAUAUUUUUUCCAUAUUGAUUAGUUAUGUCGCUUUUAUUGUUUACUCAAAGUUUUUUUUGUUAAAUUUUGUGUAAAAUCUUUUGGAAGGAAUUACUUUUGUAAAGUAGAAAACAAACGAAAACAAGUGCUUUGAGAAUUUGCAUUAAAUGUGAGAAUAAUGUGCUUUUUAUGCGAGCGCGAAUCCAAAGUGUAAAGUGAGUGUAGUGAGCAAGAAAAAAAAAUAAGGCAAAAGACGAAGAAGACGAACUGAAGCAAGCAAAAAAGAACAAAAAAAAAAAUAAAAUAAAACAGAAACGGCAGCGAUUGAUACAACAUCGCCAAACCACCACUACAGAUGUCCACAGGAGUGGGAGGUGGAGGGAGCAUAACGACAGAUCAUCAUAGCCGCCUGUAUUUCCUCAACUCACCCACGGCACCACUGUCCGCACGCGACCCCUUCUUAAUCAAACCCGAAUACCUCAAUUAUGAUAAUCCCAUGCAUCAUCUGUACCCAAGCAAUAGGGGGCUUAUAGACUACAACAAUUAUACGGUCACAGCAGCGGCAGCAGCAGCAAAUGCAGUGGCAGCCGCCUCCUCAGCGAACAACAGCACUAACAACAACGCCAACAGUAAUACAACAUCUGCCUCCGCCACCAAUACCAAUAACAAUUCCACCUCCGCUGCUGCCGCCGCUGCCAACACCACUGUAGUAGCAGCUGUAGCCCUUAAUCUAGAGAAUACCUUCCAGCAUCAGGCCCAGGUCCAGCAGCAGCAGUUGCAACAACAGACUAACGCCCACAAUACCAACAACAGUAACAACACCACAACCACAGCACAUCCGCUGCAUCAUACCCUCAGCACACCCACAACACAGUCAACACGAGCCCAAAAAGCCGCCCGUCGCCGCAGUAACGAAUCACCGGAGGCCCGCCAACGAAGACUGGAGCGAAACGCCGCCAGGAUGCGCGAGAAACGCGCCAAGGAAUCGGAAGCCGAGUAUCGCUUGCGUCUGGCCAAGAAUGCCGAGGCGAAUCGUAUACGACGUCAGAAUGAAAAUGAAGUACAAAGAACCUUAAGACUGAUGAAAAAUGCUGCUCGUCAACGAUUACGACGGGCCAGUGAAACGCCCGAGGAAAGAAAAAAGCGUUUGGCCAAAGCAGCUGAGCGUAUGCGUAUAGCGCGUGCCAAACAACCCAAAAUACCUAAGCCGCCUCUGGAGGAUCGUCUUAAGGGUUACUAAAGCAUGAAAGGAAUACGAAAAACGAAACGCGAAAGAGCCGCCAUCAAUGUCGCUAAGAAAGAAAGAAAAAAAGCGCCAACGCAAUUGCAACAAUAACAGCAGCAACAUCAACCUCAACAAUAUCAACAACAACAACGCCCAACAGUAAUUUGAACUUUUCUGCCCCCAUCCAUUGACAGCAAGCAAGCCUAGGAGCUUUGCGCUUCUUUCAAGACCCAGGGAGCUAGGCGCACUUCACUGUGCCGCAGUUAGUGCGAAAAGCGAAAAGGAAAACAGAGAGGGGGCGGGAAAGUUUAAAGGACUGUUAGACGUGGACCACGACGAUUACGACGACGGUGACGACAGCCAGGCAGCACAGCAAAACAUUACAUAUAUAUAUAUAUAUAGAAAUAUAUUUAACAAAAGUAAAGAAACAAUACCGCAAAGCAACAACAAACAUAAAACACACAAAAAUCUACACUCAGAGAACAAGAAAAACAAAACAAAACACCAGCACAUUAGCAAUAAUAGGCACCUCCACCACCCCAAACCCACACUUUUUUUCUUCUAUCCAACUAAUGCUUAAGUUUUGGAACUUCAUUUUUAAAUCGAACGAAAGAAAAAAAACGUUUCUUUUUUGUGAUCAAGGCGCUCCCGCUCCCUGUUUCCCAGCCAGAGAUGGAGGAAAACAAAUGUCAAGGCAGACACCUUUUCCUUUCAUGAAUGUCCUUCAAAAUUGAUUCCCAUUUUCGCAUAUUUAAAAUUUGGAAAAGAAAAUGUUCAUGUCUUUAAAAGGAGAGGCGUCUCCGCACACCUUUAGAUGUUUAGAAGAUACCACAUUUUCAUUGAUUGUGUGAAUUAAAAAUGUGUUUGGUUUUUAGUUUUGUUAAAGGCAAUAGAAGGCAAAGUUUUGUUUGUUUGUUUUAUUUUCUCAAAUUCAAGUCAAAACAAUUCCCAAAAUAUUUUGUGACCCAAGCGAAAGGCUUUCUCCCUUCAUUCUACCGGAGUACUUAAAUGGCUAGCAAACCGAAUAAGAUCUGAAAAGAGAUGUGGGUGAUGGGGGUACGUUAAUGAAGAUGAUAAUAAUAAUAUGAUGAUGAUCAGGAUCAGGAUGACAACAACAACAAUUGGAGCACAAUGAUGUUAUUAUGAAACAAAAUGCGUGUAAUAUUGAUAUGGUUUUAUUGUCGUUUUCGUUGACGAGCUGCAUCUUUCAUCAACCUUAAGGUUCAGAGUUUUUUCAACAUUUCAAGAAGAGAAGCCGUUUUUAUCCUGUACCACAAGACAUCCAUCCCCCACAAUAAUUACUAACAGGAAUAUUCAACAUCUAUGUAUUGUCAAAAAACAAUUUUCAACAAAAAAAAAAAAAAAAAAGAAAAACAAGUAACAACAAAGAUAAACUAAAUAUAAUAAGAAUUUUAACAAUAUUUUGAAUGUUCCCCCAACAAAAAUUUUCCAGAACAAAACAUAUGCCUAGUUAUUUUCCCUUUUGCAUUGUUUGUGAGGUUUCAAAAAAAGAAAAUCCAUCUUUCGUUGAAGCAUUGUCCUUACCAUAACUAUCAGUGAGUAAAAUUACAGUCUCUUAGGGAUCCAUUCAAUUUCAAAUAAUUGUUUUUUUAUUUUUUUUUUUUCUUAAAAGCUACCAGUGUCCUUUAUAUAUAUAUCUCAGUUUAUAAAUAAAGAAUAUUUAUUUUAAAUUUACCCCUAUACUUUAAGCUAGUGGCCUUUUCCUUUUUUUGUGUUUUAUACAAAUUCAAUAUUGGUUAGCUGUUAAGGAUGAGAGGAUAUGUAUGGCAUGAAAGAGAAUAUGUAUGGCAUACCGAUAUCGAAAUAGGUAUUUGUAAAGAAUUUUCAGUCUAUUUCUCAGCAACUCUCGUGAAGUGCAAGUUUUAGGGUAUCGUAUUUCAAUUUAAACACCUGAUACCGUUAAUGAAGAACUUUCUGGAAAAGUAUUUUUUAUGUUUUCUUUUUUUGUCAAAAAUAUAGAUUUAUUUUUGCCAUAACAAAAUAUUCCAAUAACUUCUGUUUUUGAGUCCACUUUUUGUAGAACCCGUAUAGGAAAAAGACAAAUAUAUCAGACAUUCAUAACAACCAGGUAGAGAGCGUCAAUGUGGAUUGAGUCUCUUUAGGUUCUAUAUUUGAAAGAAUUUUCUGAAAAAGUAUGUUUUAUGUUUUCUUUUUGUCAAAAAUACAGAUUUAUUUGCCAUAACAAAAUAUUCCUAUAAUUUCUGUUUUUUGGGAAUCGUUGUCUGGGGUCCUUUGAACCCAUAGAAGUCAUAAAGUUACAUUUUGUAGAACACAUAUCCAGGAAUAAGACAAAUGUAUCUGAUAUUCUUGAAUAGCGGGAAAAGAGGUUGUGUUUUUUUUUGAGUCACUUUAGAUUCCAUGUUUGAAAGUGCCCUAUAUUUUUCUACAUAUCAUUUUGAAUGUUUCCUAUAGAACCCUCUUGUCAUAACCCAUAUUUAAUAGGGAUGUUUUAUGGUCUUUAGUAAAAUCCAUAUAUUUUUAAACCCAGCAGAUCAAUAGUGGAAUUUUAUUUACUUGCCGUUGACUUAUGGAACAUUUUUCUAAAAUAUUGAAACAAAUAAUACAAUUUUUGGUUACAGAUAAUUGUCGUUACAGUGUUCCAACAUAACCACAAUUUCAAGAAUUUUUCGAAAAUGAGGUACGGAGCUACGCUUUAUUCACUUUAAGCAUGCAAUCCCUUGAAAGCUCGAUAUAAUCUAUUGCAUGGUACAAUUGAUUUUGAAAAUAUUUUGUUUUUAUUUUUCAAAACAGUAAAUACCUACACAAAAUUGUAGAAGUCGGGCACACUUAGAAAAAAAUGUAAUCAGCUGGUAGCUCUACCUUACCUUUUUAGUACCAUGAUCUAUUGUAGGCUAUAGCUUUUACUUCACUGCAAUAGAAUCGAGGAAAAUAUAUACUUUCAAAAUUAUUUUAAAAAUCGUUUUUUGUAGAAAAUUUCCCUUACACCUGAUUUCAGCAGAAGAUUUUGUGGAAUAUAUUGUGAAUAAGGCUUUUCAAGGGUACUGUUAUUUUAUUCAGGCCAUGUUACGGAAGACGUUGGGAAAAUCUUAUUUACCCCAGAUAAGGGGUAAAGGUGUGGGAAUUUAAAAUCUUUUCGGAAAACGAAUCUAAUGGUAAUCACCCCUUUUUAAUAUUGAUAAGAAAGAAAUAAAGGAGCUCUGCUAAUUCUUUUGAAUUCCUGCUUUCAGUACUUUGGUGCAAUGUUUGUGGCUUGCUAUCAAUCUGCGAUUCUGGCAAGUGGCAAAUGCAAAAAGCUACCAAACCAUAAAGUCAAGAAAGCCUUUUGGGGUAACUCCUUUUUAAAUUGAUCUCUAACCAUAGGAAAGUUUCAAAACAUUGCCUUCUAGCCUUUAAAAACAAAACUAAAACAAAUUUCCUUUUUUUGUAAUUUUAAUAAUUUUGAAAAUCAAACACACAAAAGCUAAAUGAAGAUAUAUAUAAAUCGAAAAAAUAGUUAUAAUAAUACAUAUAUACAUAUAAAAGAACUGUAGUUCGUAGCUGUAGUUAAAAUGCAUAAAAAUACAUAUUUAAAUAAAAUAAUAAAAAAAUGACAAAAAAAAAAACAAGAAAAUCAAUCACAAGAUUAUCACUUGGCGGUGAUAACUAAUAAUAAAAAAAAUAAAAUCAACCACACUAAGAUGAAAUAGAAAUCAAUAAGAAAUGGACAUAUUCAUACAAUUUAAAGAAAAAAUACAAAAAUUAAAAAAAAAAAAUAAAAAAACAACAGUAGUAGAGGUUGGAGAAAACAAAAACACAGUAAAUAUUUUGUAGCAGAGUAGAGCAAACAAAUAUUAUUAAGAUUAAAAAAAAAACAAAAUCUUAUAAUGAAAGGAAACAUAUAUAUACAUAAAUACUAACAUAUAUAUACAUACAUAAUAAUAGUAAUAAUAAUAAUAAAGGAAGAAUAACGCGCAAAGCUAGAACUUAAAGUAAUACUUUGCCUCAUCAAAAGAAAGGAAAAUCAUUAAUAAACAAAAAAAGAGAGAAAAUAAGUAAAUUACUAUUAACAAACAACAAAAGCAUUAACAUAUUAAACAAAAAUUAAUAAGAAAUCGUUUUAAGAUUAACAAAAUAAAAGUAUUUUUAUAACACAUGCAUUAUACAUGUAUGCUUACAAUUAUAUUUAAACAAGAAAUGAAAAGAAAAAAACACACAAUUUAAGAAAGAAAAUAUCACAAUAAAAAAAGUAAAUCAACCAAUAUGUAACAGAAACAACAACAACAAACAAUAUAACUGUAGCCGAAGCUACAAUAACAAUUUGCGUAUGUAAAUUUUUACAAGGAAACAACAACACCAACCAACCAUAUAAGACAUACAUACACACACACGCGCAUACACAUACAUUAACCAGUCAUUUACUCAACUCAAUCUAAACACUUUUUCCAGCAUCAUUAACACAUCCGGGCAUAUUCUUCAACUCCCCAAUCACCACACGUCAACAUCUAUUUCAGUAUCAACAAUUUAAGACAUUAAACUUUCUCCUCCCUCCAUUACACCUCAAACACACACACACACACACACAAAACCAAAACAAAUCCUUUUUUGCACAACCUUUUUUUGAUUUUGUGACAAAUAACAAGGACUGGAAACUUGGAGAAUGAAAAUAACAACAAUUGGGAAUCUAACAGACUAUAAUAAAAAAACAUAAAAAUUUUUAUACUUUUUUCAAAGAGUUACAUAUAAACCGAAAAACAAAAAGAUCUAGAAGAAGAAGAGAUGUAGAAGAAAUUAAUAUCUUAUAUAUACACACACAUUCAUACAUGCGUACAUACAUACAUAUAUAUAAGAAAUGAAUGAUGAUGAUACCUUAAGAUAAUAAAUAUCACAUAGAAAACAACCAGAUAAAAUCCUUACAAAAGAAAAAAAAAACAAAAUGUUACAUUUCUUCUUUAUGUUCAAUAGAAUGUUUUUCAAAAGAAAAAAAAAAAAGAAAACAACAAUAAAGCACAAAUUUUUAAAAACAAUUCAGGAGGGUAAGAGUUAGAGAGGACAUUUCCUCCUCCUUAAUUAGUAUGUAUUGAAAAAGUUCUGAUUUAGGAAUUUUUAAAAAUGACGUACCGGAAUUUUCUAUGGAAAAUAUUGCGAUCCAGAACAGUUUCUAUGGAAAACAUUGCGAUCCACAACAUUUUCUAUGGAAAGUAUUGUAUUUUCUAUAAAAUUUUCAAUGGAAAAUAUUGCGUUCCACAACAUUUCAAUGGAAAAUAUUGUGUUCCACAAAAAUAUCUAUGGAAAAUAUUGUGUUCCACAAAAAUUUCUAUGGAAAAUAUUGCGAUCCACAACAUUUUAUAUGGGAAAUAUUACGAUCCACAACAUUUUCUAUGGAUAAUAUUGUAUUUUCUAUGGAAAAUAUUGCGUUCCACAAUAUUUUCUAUGAAAAAUAUUGCGUUUCACAAUAUUUUCUAUGGAAAAUAUUGCGAUCCACAACAUUUUCAAUGGAACAUAUUGCGAUCUACAACAUUUUCUAGGGAAAAUAUUGCGAUCCACAACAUUUUCUAUGGAAAAUAUUGCGUUUCACAAUAUUUUCUAUGGAAAAUAUUGCGAUCCACAACAUUUUCUAUGAAUAACAUUGCGAUCCACAACAUUUUCUAUGGGAAAUAUUGCGGUCCACAACAUUUUCUAUGAAAAAUAAUGUGUUCCACAACAUUUUCUAGGGAAAAUAUUGCGAUCCACAACAUUUUCUAUGGAAAAUAUUGCGAUCCACAACAUUUUCUAUGGAAAAUAUUGCGAUCCACAACAUUUUCUAUUGAAAAUAUUGCGUUCCACAACAUUUUCUAUGGGAAAUAUUGCGUUCCACAAUAUUUUAUAUGGGAAAUAUUGCGUUCCACAAUAUUUUAUAUGCGAAAUAUUGCGUUCCACAACAUUUUCUAUGGGAAAUAUUGCGUUUCACAACAUUUCCGAUGGAAAAUAUUGCGUUUCACAACAUUUCCGAUGGAAAAUAUUGCGUUCCACAACAUUUUCUAUGGAAAAUAUUACGAUCCACAAAAUAUUGAUCAUGGCAAUCCAAGUUCCCUUAUAUCACAUCUUUCACAAAUGAUUCCAAUGGAAAAUGCUAUACAAAAUUGGAAUUUCAAACAUGCAUAACUUUCUCAAGAAUGUGUCUGUAUUACAAAAUAGGACUUCUAAAACUCCACAAAUGCAAUCGGAAACUUUUAAAUUAUAUCACUCACAAUAAGUGCGCGGCAAUAUCAUCACCAAUGCUUUAGUCUUACUUAACACUGAUCCACGAUCAUUUUAUCAUAACCUUAUCAUUACGUUUGUCGUUUUUCCAUGAUCUGGAAAUUUUUUCGAUUCAUAUAUCUCUUUUAAACAAUUCUCAAGUUUAUUUUGUCAUUUAUUUUAAUAUUAAACAUUAUUUAGUAAGCAUCAUAUUGUAUUUUUGUUUUGUCUUGAUAAAUAAGCAAUUUGCUUUUCAAUCCUUUCCACAGCUCUAAAAUAAAUUAGAUUACUAAACAAGAAACCAAGAUCAGCCUAUAAUAAUAACAAAACAAAUAUAUUCUUGUAGAGAAAUCAAAGUAAAAAACAACAGAAAAAAAUAUAAAUAAAAAAUAAGCAAUGCAUAUAUACAAGCAAAAAAACAACAAAAACA
Musca domestica (house fly) is the source of this 7844-nucleotide messenger RNA. RefSeq lists its product as uncharacterized. Lineage: Eukaryota; Metazoa; Arthropoda; Insecta; Diptera; Muscidae. The coding region runs from base 368 to 1252 and encodes 294 amino acids. The transcript has a single exon. The record is from RefSeq and is a predicted model, not a curated record.